CCCACAUUUGCACAGUGCUCUCCAAUGCAUUUUCUCAUUGGAGUGAUCACCCUCAUUUUGAUAUGAGGACACUUAGUCUCAGAUAAAGAAUAAAUUUGCCUGUGUCAGUCCAUGGCAGGGUGACCUUGAACUCUGCCACCCCAUGCCGACUUGGUGCUUUUUCUGCUUCAUCAUCACAAAAGCCAGCUCAUGGGCGGAGGAUGGAUCCCAUUAACCCUGCGCCAUAUUUGCCUCAGGCAAAGUGGUCCCCAGGGCUGGGAGACCAAGGCUGGCCAGCGAUGUUCUGUCAGGUGCUCAAGGAAUCCCAGAAGUGUACAAGACGGAAGAGUCUGCUGAAGGUGAGGGCCAUGGACUUUAUCACCUCUACAGCCAUCCUGCCCCUGCUGUUUGGCUGCGUGGGCAUCUUCAGCCUCUUCCGGCUGCUGCAGUGGAUGCGCAUGAAGACCUAUCUGAGGAAUGUGGUGGUGGUGAUUACAGGCGCCACCUCAGGCCUGGGGAAAGAAUGUGCAAAAGUUUUCUACUCUGCGGGCUCUAAGCUGGUGCUCUGUGGCCGGAAUGGGGAAGCCCUAGAAGAGCUCAUCAGAGAACUCACUACUUCUCGUGCCACCAAGGUGCAGACACACAAGCCUUGCACAGUGACCUUCGACCUCACAGACCCUGGAGCUGUAGUUGCAGCAGCAGCUGAAAUCCUGCAGUGCUUUGGCUAUGUGGACAUACUCAUCAACAAUGCUGGGAUCAGCUACCGUGGUACCAUCAUAGACACCACAGUGGACGUGGACAAGAGAGUCAUGGAGACAAACUACUUUGGCCCAGUUGCUCUGACAAAAGCGCUCCUGCCCUCCAUGAUCGAGAGGAGGCGAGGCCACGUCGUUGCCAUCAGCAGCAUCCAGGGCAAAAUCAGCAUUCCUUUUCGAUCGGCCUAUGCAGCCUCCAAGCACGCAACCCAGGCAUUCUUUGACUGUCUACGUGCCGAGAUGGAACAGUAUGAAAUCGAGGUGACUGUCAUCAGCCCUGGCUACAUCCACACCAACCUCUCUCUAAAUGCCACCACUGCUGAUGGGUCCAGAUAUGGAGCUACAGACAAGACCACAGCACAGGGCCGAAACCCUGUGGAGGUGGCCCAGGAUGUUCUUGCUGCCGUGGGCAAGAAGGAGAAAGAUGUGAUCCUGGCCGACUUACUGCCUUCCUUGGCUAUUUAUCUUCGAACUCUGGCUCCUGGGCUUUUCUUCAGCCUCAUGGCCUCCAGGGCCAGAAAGGAGCGGAAGUCCAAGAACUCCUAGUGGUGCAUCAGAGCCGGGCACAGAAGCAACACCUUCUUAGGCUUGGUUGCUCUACAAGGGACAGUUGCAUUUGUUGGGACUUCAAUGGAGAUUUGUCUCACAGGUGGGAAGGACUGAAGAAACACUUCUCCUACAGAUCCCUAGCUAGGCCCCUGCUGGCAGAGAACACUACCCGGAAAGGCAAUAAGCUUCUUCUGAGGGGUGGGGGUAGCACUUAAGGAGUAAAUGUGGAACUGGGCUUUAAAUCUAAAAAUAUGAAAUGGAACUGGGCUUUAAAUCUAAAAAUAUGAAAUAAAUGACAUCAUUCUCAAGGAUAGAAGAA
This is a messenger RNA of Cynocephalus volans (Philippine flying lemur), 1602 nucleotides long. It is a transcript of the gene DHRS7B, whose product is annotated as dehydrogenase/reductase 7B. Bases 201 to 1280 code for a protein of 359 amino acids. NCBI's taxonomy places the organism in Eukaryota, Metazoa, Chordata, Mammalia, Dermoptera, Cynocephalidae. Gene Ontology annotation, molecular function: oxidoreductase activity. The transcript has 8 exons. The record is from RefSeq and is a predicted model, not a curated record. Gene Ontology annotation, cellular component: membrane.